This is a messenger RNA of Hevea brasiliensis (rubber tree), 591 nucleotides long. Its product is annotated as arabinogalactan protein 23-like. Bases 68 to 364 code for a protein of 98 amino acids. The transcript has a single exon. The record is from RefSeq and is a predicted model, not a curated record. Lineage: Eukaryota; Viridiplantae; Streptophyta; Magnoliopsida; Malpighiales; Euphorbiaceae.
AAAUAGCUCAAGAAAAACGGUACUAUGCCAAGAAAAACUCAACUAAUCCACCUUUAUAUACCCUGCCAUGCAGCCAAUGUUCUUCAGGCUGCAAAUAAACUCCAUACUCACAGGCAGAUUCGGCUUGAAGGUUUUCGAUAAUUUUUUCGAGCUUUUCUGUCGAUCUCUGCCUAACCCGGAAAUGGAAAUGAAGAAGGUUGCCUGUGCUAUCCUCUUCGCUGCCGCCUCCAUGAGUGCAGUGAUGGCUGAGGAGGCUAUUUCUCCUGCCCCAGAACCAACAAGUGCCGCCUUGGCUAACUUGCCGGUUGUUGGAUCUUUGUUCGGAGCCUCCCUUGCAUCAUUCAUUGCCCUCUACCUCCAAUAAAGAAAAAAAAAAAAAGAAAAAGAAAAAUCAAAGAGAGGGCGAAAGUUUAAGAGCUUCAAGAAAAAGAUGUUCUAGCUAGCUUUAUUUGGUUAGAAUUUCUUUUUUCUUUUAAAUUUUAUUUUAUUUUAUUCUUUUUUUUCACCUUGGAGAUAGUUUCUCUUCCUCUCAUGUUAAUCUUUUGCUAAAAUGGAAUGGAAUUAAAAAAACCUUAAUUGUUAUUGGGGUUA